Molecule: messenger RNA, 576 nt
Organism: Arachis duranensis
Lineage: Eukaryota; Viridiplantae; Streptophyta; Magnoliopsida; Fabales; Fabaceae
Product: protein MAIN-LIKE 2-like
Exons: 2
Coding region: 1-576 (191 amino acids)
Biological process (GO): meristem development; meristem maintenance
Source: RefSeq, a predicted model, not a curated record
AUGCCGAAGAAAAAAAAAUAUAGAGAUGUAGAUCGUCCUGAAUAUCAUAUUGUAAAUUAUCUCAGCUAUGAUGACUAUAGUUCACGGAUGUUGACGUGUGAUCAUCCUGUACCCCCGGAUCGGUAUGAUGAAAGAGUUGAGGAUCAUUUAAGGGUAACAGGUUUUUAUUAUGCGUCCCAGAUUGGAAUAGUCCAAAAUCAGAAGGCAUUGGUGAAUGCUUUAGUUGAAAGGUGGCAUCCAGAUACACAUACCUUUCACCUUCCUGUUGGUGAAUGUGCUGUGACGCUAGAAGAUGUGGCCUUAAUUCUCGGUCUUCCGACGGACGGUCUUCCAGUCACAGGGAUGACUAUUAGUAGCUUUGAUGCCUUAGAGGCGGAGUGUCUCAAUCAAUUCGGGGUUGCACCAAGAAAGUCAGAGUGCAGAGGGAGCUGUAUAAAACUGACAUGGCUUCGAGAUCUUAGAGAACGCUUACAGUUGGUUGAUGAGAUCAGUAUACAGAGGUAUGUCAAGUGCCACAUAAUGUUAUUGAUCGGUACGAUAUUGUUUGGAGACAAGUCUGGAGCAUCUGUGCACUGA